Messenger RNA from Entrophospora candida, 5676 nucleotides. NCBI's taxonomy places the organism in Eukaryota, Fungi, Glomeromycota, Glomeromycetes, Entrophosporales, Entrophosporaceae. The record is from the annotation of a GenBank genome assembly.
AUGUCAACAUCUACCUCACCAGCAAAAGAAAUUUUUAAAAGUCAAUGUUCACCCGACAAUCUUAAAGAAAUCAUAAAGAAUAAAAUCAGCUUUUUAAAAAAUAUUUUAAAUUCAUUUGAUGAAAAAAGAAUUUCGACACCUUCAUCAACUAAUAUUAAAGGAACUUUUGAGCUUAGUUCACCAAGCGUUAGUAGUUUUCUUCAGCUUGAUCAAUCAGUUUGCAAUGACUUAAUUGAAAGCUUUAAAGCGGUAAAUCCUUCUUGGGAAUCACAAUGGGAUAAUGCUGAAGAGUUGAGAGAAAAUUUUUUUGAACAUUAUCUUGAUGAACGUAAUGCUAUAGUAGAAAUAUCUUGUUAUUUAUUUUAUUUAGCCAUAGAUUCUGGUUCUAUCUAUCACAAUGUUGCGAAGGAAAUAAUAGAACAAAAUUUUCUUGAUGAUGAUUUUAUUGAUCAAAUAUUCAAGCAAUUAAAACGAAUACCUGAAGAAGACAUUCCAGAUAACUUUGCUCAAUUAUCUUUUUCAAAAAUAUGGGCUUUACAAGUAGUCAAGGAACAAAAGGCUCUUUUAGAGCUUUUGUUUUUGAGAUAUACUGUUCAAGAACCUGAAAAAUUAACCAACAGGUUAUUAUUGAAAUUCCUUCAACAUUCAGUCAACAAUAAGUUUGGCCUUAUUCAACACGUUGAGCAAUAUCUUGACACACAUGGAAAGAAUAUAGCCACGCAGAUCAAUCAUCUGUAUCAGAUAGUAAUGAUUACAAUUAUGUUUAUUGAAUUGAAUUUCCGUUCUAUCCUACAAACUUCUGAAAAUUUUCAAUAUGAACCAGUUUCAACUGAUGAUCUAAUAGCAAUCAAUAAUCUUGCAUUAAAUAUUGGAUACGAUAGAACUUAUGGAGUUUUUCAUUGGAUUUGGUCAUCAUAUUUAUUACACUUACAAGUCUAUUAUGAUGAAACUGGAUGGCCAAAAAAUAACCAAUCUUUAGAAACAACAGUAACAUAUAUGAUAAAGGAAUGUGGUCUCAAAGCAUUUAAAUUAGAUGUCAUCAGUUACAUACUAAGCAUGCUUAAGGGUCCAUGCUUUCAACCAGAUGUAGCAUAUUUGUUUGGUUAUAAACUUGCCUUCAAAUUAUAUUUUAUUUCAGUUUUUGAAGCAUAUGAAGUACAACAUUUACCAAAAUAUGAAUUGUUAGUUGAGUGUUUUUCAUUAGUGUUUGGAGAAAAUGGACCUAGUGAAUUAUUUUGGAAUGAGGAUUUUGAUUACCCUAAACGUAGAUCGUUAUUAGAUUUAUCAAUUUCAAGGUUUCCACAUCAAUUCCAUCCACUUAUGCAGUUGUUUGACUCAUUAGCCUUCGGCUCAGAGUCAGCAAAUAAUGUUUACAGUUUCAUGAAAUCUUUUUCAGUGUGUUGUUGUUUUGCAAACAAUAAUCAAUUGGAAAUCUCACAGACAAGUAAUAAUAUUGUAAUUAGCAGAUUUCCUAUAAAAAUUUUCAAAAAUUUAAACCAAUCUCCUGUAAUACCUCAAAGGACUGAAGGAUAUAUAGUUUCAUCCAAUGAUGAAGGCAAAUUAGUUCGUUGGAUGCUUGAAUAUUCAGGAUGGCAACUUUGUUAUGGAAUUUUGAAAUCUUUUUCAACAUUAAACAUAGAAAAAAUCAAUAUUUUCAAUAGUACUUCAGAUAUAAAUGAUAUUAUUUCUAAAGCUAGUGAUAUAUUGUUACUUAUAAAUACAAUGUUCAGAAAUAAUCCUGAUAUCAUCCCUACCUUUUUAGAACAUUUGGAAUCUCAAAAUAUGACAGAAAAUUAUGAUUCAAACUUUUUAUCAAUGCUUUUUUCAAUCAUUCACAAUCUUAUGAAUGUUUAUCCAAUUGAUCUUAAUUUAAUUGCUUCUACGUUACAAUGUAUUAAGCUACUAUUACCAAACUGCGGAAAACAAUUUUACACUCACUUUAAAAAAUCAAGAUUGCUCCCAGAUAUUUCUAUAGAUGUGCAUACAAACAAUAACAAUAACAAUGAGGAUGAUGCUUUACAAUCAAUUGGUCGAUUGCAAUCUCUAUUGAUCCAGCAUGAAUGUACAGAAGGACGGUAUCCGGUCACACUUGCAAUUUUAGAUUUGAUGAUUGAAAUGUUGGUUAAUCUUGAAUUGCAUAAUAUAGAUAAUGAUCCAGACUCGUGGAAACUUUCAUUAGACGUCAUAUACUCAACUUUAUCUUACGUACUAGGUGUUGUUUUUGUGUACUUUGAGCUUUGGCAUUACAAAAAUCCAUCGGUACGUAUUCAGAUUGGUUUAAAAUGUUUAGAAAUUUUUAAUAGGAUAUCUCUUGGCUGUCAUCCAAAAAGAGAUGCACCAAGUUUUGCAGAUUCAAUGAUAGAUUUGAAAAGUAACAAAAAAUUAGAUUCUAUUCGUGAGUUUUUAAUUAAAACUUUUAUUUCUGAUGAAGGAUCAUAUUAUUCAGUACCUUUAAUUUCUAUCAUUGAGAAGGGAAAAUAUUUUAUUCAGCAUUCGGAUAUGGCAUCAAAAAAUUUAAUUACACCUGAAUUGUUAAAAUUAUUGGAAUAUACAUUAGAGUUAAUAAUUUUGAUUAUAAAAGGACGUAAAAUUUAUUCUAAAGAUUUAUCUUGGAUUGAACUCAAUCUGUUGGAUAGGACUAAAAAAAAUGGCAAAACAUUAAUCCUUAAAAUUGCAUCACUAAUAAAAUUUACGGAAAGUUAUGAAAUACCAAUGUUAGCUUGUGAACUUUUGACCUUACUUUUAACAAUAGCAGAUGAAUCCUUGACAAAUUGGCAAUCUUUAGGUGGAUUAUUUGGAAAAGAAUCAGACUCAAAACAAUUGCUAAAGCUUUUUAUUGAUAAUUUACAAUCUGAUAUUUUUAAUCCAGACUUACAAGUUGCAAUUAUAAAUUUUAUCACAGUUGCCACCAAAUCUCAAUUCAUGUUUAUUAUUGAUGACUUUGAUACUCCAAAACCACUUGAUCGCAAAGGAAAGGGUAAAGCAACUGAUGAAAAUCAAAUUACAACCUCUGUUUCCUCUGUUAUUCUUAGUUUUUUUCAAGAUUGGAAACAAUUAAUAAUCAAUAAACCAUUACUAUUACUAUCGGUUGUCAGAUUUAUGGAUACUUUAUGGUUGACUAUACAUGAUCAAAAAAUUUAUAAACUAAAAGAUUUUAAACCUCAUUUAAAACAAUUACAAGAAAAUAAGACAAUAUGGGAAAAUAUUGUUUCUAUACUAUUUUCUGAUAUUGACGAUACUAAAUUACCAGAUUUUUCUGGUUUGAAUUACAAGGAUCUCAAGUUUUUUAGUCUUGUAGAUGAUGAUGUCUUGAACAAAUGUUGCAAGUUAAACAUCAUAGGAGGAGUAUUGAGAAUCAUAGCUAAUGAAAUCAAAAUAUUUACUAAAGUUGAAAAAAUUGUAUCAGUUGAAGAUAUUUACAAAAAGAUAACAACUGAAAGCAAUUUAAAAACAUUAUUCAUAGAUAUUAAAAAGUCAGAUCAACUGUUUAAAUGGUUCAAGGUUUUCAUUGAUAUAAAUUGUGAUUCCAAGUCUCAGUUUGCACUCAAAGAUUUGGCUAAUAAAAUUUCAGAGACUUAUCCUCAAAUCAAUCUUAAAAGAUUUACUGUUUUACGCUGGAGUGAAGAUUAUGAUUUAAGGCAUCAAUAUGGGGAUUCAUAUAUUUAUGAUAUAAAUUUGGCAUUCAACGUUUUCUUAUAUUUUAAUAGAGAUGCUAAUAAUGUUGAUAAAGAUUUAGUUGAAAAUUUUUUAUCAUGUUUAUGUAAAGUAAAUCAUCAAUUUUCACAAUUGGAUUCACAGAUUGUAUUACUUCGUUCUUGGAAAUAUUUUAUGGAAAUAUCAUCAUCUUAUUUAGGUAGCCAAUUCUGGAUCUCAAAUAGUGGCUCAGAUUUUUCUUGGCCUAUAGUGAAAGGCAUUGCUGAACAUAUUGAUAAAGAAGCAAAUAAAGAAAACCUAGUUGCCUUAACAACGCUUAAUGAACUUGCAACUUUUUUAUUUUACUUGUUGACAGAAUUUACACUAAUUGAUAAUUAUAAAAGUAUAAAGAACAAAAGUAUAAAAUAUUUAGAAUUGAUUAUUUUAUUGGAAGAAGCAAUAAUUAAUGUUGUUUUGCCAAAACAAAAUUCAAUCGAGACACGUUCAAAUCUCAUGUAUCACAAGCCAUUAUUACAAUCACUGUUAUUGUGUCUGCGUACACUUAACUCCAAUGAAAACAAUAAUUAUAGUCAAGAGCAAUUAUCAAAUUUUCAAAAAUCUUGUCAUCCACUUUUAACAAAAAUAACAGCAUUGUUGGAAUCUGCGAUGAGCCGAGGAUUUGGUGAUUCAAAUUACGAGGAAGAGAUAUUAAUAUUAAUAGCAAUAAUGGAACAACUUAUUAAACCAUUGUGCAUUCCUGAUUCCACAAAAUGGCUUAAAAUACUUGAAGGUCGUAAUAUUAAUAAACUUUUCUUUAACACAUUUAAAUAUUCCUUAAUGAUGCCAUGGAAAGAUCGAUCAGUAUAUGCAGAUAGUGUAAUUUACUUUUUAUUGCAUCUUUCAAAUAUACCAUCUGCAGCCAAGAAAUUAUUCAAUGAUGGAAUUAUGACGGUGUUUUGUAAUAAUCAACUUUCACCAACGCUUCAAGAAGGAAAAGUUAAACCAAAUAUAACAGAAGGAGAAGAAGAAGAUUGGCAUCAAGUUUGGUGUUUAAUGUUGGCAAUUGUAACCAGUAUGCUGUCUACAAUUGAUGGUGAUUCUACCAAGGAACGUAAAAAUUUUCUAAAAAAUCUAAUUGGAUUUAUUAAUUUAUUCAGUAAACAAUUUCAGAAGGCAAUGGCUUUAGAAUUACCAAUUAGCAUGCCAUAUCUCGAAGAAAUUUCAAAUAUCACAAUGAUGUUCUAUCAUAUAUCAUUGAUACUAAAGCAUGAGCCAAUUGAUCACCAAGAAUCACUCGCUGUUUAUUUUGAUGAGUCAUUGAUAAUGUUGGUGUCAAAAUUAAAUUAUUUAUUCACACAUCCUAAAUAUAUGUCACGUGUGGUUCAGUGUUUGACAGAGGAGGAAAAUAAACAAUCAAAAGUGCCUAUUUCUGAAGGAUUAAAAAUAGCAUUUCAAAAGAUAAUGCCAGCUAUUGAUGUGAAAACAUCUGAUUCAUAUGAAAUGAAUAGAUUUCUACAAAGAGUGCAGCAAAAACUUUUAGUAAUUGCCAGAAAUACUUUGGCCACAUACAUUAACUUAACCAAAUCACAAGAUGUUCUUAUGAUGUCUGCACCGACAUCAUUAAAAGAACGUGUUUAUUUUGAACCAUUGAUGAAAAUUUCAGAUAAUGAAUCACCAACAAUAGCAACACUUUUAGAAUUCAUGGAAUAUGGACUCACGUUGUUAGAAUUGUGGGAAAUAUCUGCCAACAAUUCUGAUAAGAUAGAUGAUCAAGAUUUCUGGAAAGUCACAUGGAAAACAAAUAUUACAUUCAUAGAGAUGACAGGUUUUUUGACAAUAUCACAGCUAACAACAACAUUUUUCUCUGAACAACACAAAAGAAGAGACAUCAAUGGAUUAUUGACAGAGGUUAACGAACGUAUAGUAAAAAUACUACGUGCUCUUAAUAAAUUAUUGGUAAUGAAAGACAAGGUUAAGACUGAAGAGUCAGAAUUGACAUCUCUUGAUAUUGUUUUACGUGGUUUACAAAAAUUCAGUUCAAAA